Molecule: messenger RNA, 4614 nt
Organism: Scleropages formosus (Asian bonytongue)
Lineage: Eukaryota; Metazoa; Chordata; Actinopteri; Osteoglossiformes; Osteoglossidae
Product: excitatory amino acid transporter 1-like
Exons: 10
Coding region: 319-1932 (537 amino acids)
Biological process (GO): L-glutamate import across plasma membrane; D-aspartate import across plasma membrane; L-aspartate import across plasma membrane
Cellular component (GO): plasma membrane
Molecular function (GO): glutamate:sodium symporter activity; neutral L-amino acid transmembrane transporter activity; L-glutamate transmembrane transporter activity
Source: RefSeq, a predicted model, not a curated record
CGAGCAAGCGCGAGCGCCUCGCUCCGAGUGACGCUUUCGGGCGUUCUUAGAGCGCUGCCCACGUCCUCGCGCCACCACACGAGCGCGUCCGUGCAUCCUCCACCGCUGGACUCUCUCUCGUCUCGUCAGUCGCUGUCUCACGGGACCUUUUCCUCUGCGCUGAGAGUGACCCGACGCACCGACGGUCGGACGGGCAAGCGCGGGGUUAGCCGAGAAGAGCGUCCUGGUGUGCAGAAGCGCAGAAAGCGAGAGUCCGGUGGUUGGAAGCAGGGAGGGACGGCAGGCAGUUCUGUGGAACGAGCGGCGCCAGCAGCAGACAUGACCCAAAGUAACGGGGAGAACCCGCGUUCUCGGAGCAGGGUCCAGCAGAUUCGUGAAGGCAUCCACCUGCGCUCUAUGAAGGCAAAGAAGAAGGUGGAGGACAUCACCAAGGAUGAUGUCAAGAGCUUCAUGAGAAGGAAUGCCUUUGUCAUCUUUACCGUCGCUGCCGUCAUCAUCGGUAUAAUACUGGGAUUUGCCCUGCGGCCAUACAAGAUGUCCUAUCGCGAGGUUAAGUACUUCUCUUUCCCGGGUGAACUGCUCAUGCGAAUGCUGCAGAUGCUGGUGCUCCCCCUGCUGGUGUCCAGUCUCAUUACAGGCAUGGCAGCACUGGACAGUCGAGCCUCAGGAAAGAUGGGCAUGCGUGCAGUGGUAUACUACAUGACCACCACAAUCAUCGCUGUCUUCAUUGGCAUUAUCAUGGUGCUGAUCAUACACCCAGGAAAGGGCUCCAAGGAUGAGUUCACACGGCAGCAAAAGAUUGAGCAAGUCAGCCCUGCCGAUGCCUUUCUGGACCUCAUCAGGAACAUGUUCCCUCCAAACCUGGUCCAAGCCUGCACACAGCAGUUUAAGACUCAGUAUGGCAAGCGGGUGGUGCAGGUGAAGGUGACGGUGAACGACACCAUCUUUAACCUCACCAACGGGACCCAGGAGAUCACGAAGGAGGAGAUCAUCCCCGUGCCAGGCACUGUGAAUGGCGUUAAUGCCCUGGGCCUGGUGGUCUUCUCCAUGUGCUUUGGCCUGAUUAUCGGCAACAUGAAGGAACAUGGCCAAGCCCUCAGAGACUUCUUUGACUGCCUCAAUGAGGCCAUUAUGAGGCUGGUGGCCAUUAUCAUGUGGUAUGCUCCUAUUGGUAUCCUCUUCCUCAUUGCAGGCAAGAUUGUCGAAAUGGAUGACAUAACAGAGAUGGGUGGGCAACUGGGUAUGUACACCAUCACUGUCAUCAUCGGCCUGCUGAUCCAUGCCAUUUUCGUGUUGCCCACCCUGUACUUUGUCAUCACCCGGAAGAAUCCCUUUGUCUUCAUUGCUGGGCUGCUGCAAGCCCUGAUCACUGCCCUGGGUACCUCAUCCAGCUCAGCCACCCUGCCCAUCACCUUCAAGUGUCUGGAGGAGAACAACAAGGUGGACAAGCGUGUGACACGCUUUGUCCUGCCAGUGGGAGCCACCAUCAACAUGGACGGCACUGCGCUCUACGAGGCUUUGGCCGCUAUUUUCAUUGCGCAGGUCAACAACAUGGAUCUGAACUUUGGCCAGAUUAUCACCAUCAGUAUCACUGCUACAGCUGCCAGUAUUGGUGCUGCUGGAAUCCCCCAGGCUGGACUAGUCACCAUGGUGAUCGUGCUGACCUCAGUGGGAUUGCCCACGGAUGACAUCACCCUCAUCAUUGCAGUGGACUGGUUCCUGGACCGCCUGCGCACCACCACCAACGUCCUGGGUGACUCAAUUGGGGCCGGAAUUGUGGAGUACUUGUCAAGACAUGAGCUGCAGACGAAGGAUGCAGAGAUGGGCAACUCAGUGGUAGAAGAGAACGAGAUGAAGAAGCCAUACCAGCUCAUCUCCCAGGAGAACGAGUAUGAGAACGAGAAGACCCCAGACAGCGAGACCAAGAUGUAACCUCCCAAGUCAUGUGCGGACACCCACUGCGUCCUGGGAGGAAUUCCGCUUUUCUUUUAAGAGAAAAGAGAGCCUAUUGGUGUUGGAGUGUUUUUUCCUUUUUGUACUUUUUUUUUUUUUUUUUUUUUUUUUUACCCCUCAUUGUUGUAGAUUCUGGAGCAGCUACAGGUGUCAUUUUUUCCCCACCAUUUACUGUCUGUUUGAUGUUGUAUUUUUAACAUGAAUUGUGUUAUUCCUGAUAGUGAAGCAGUCCUCAGUACUAUAUGUGAGAACUGCCUGCAGCACAAUCCUACCUGUGAUUGACUGUGUUUCAGUCUGUCUGUACUCACAAAUUACGCAUGGAAUUGCAUGGUCUCGUUUCCCAAAUUCAGAAUGUAGUACAUGUGUUUCCUCAUGUAACUGUCAUACAUUUUCUGAGAAACUGAAUGAUCAGUAGGAAUAAGGUUGUACAUGGAUUCUCCCAUGUUGGAUUGCUUGUAUCAGUUUUUUAAUUUUUUUUUUUUGGAUCACAAUGUAUUACUGGGAGUGGGUUUAUAUUCACAGGUGAAAAUAAAUUACUGUGAAGAUUUAUUCCUCUGUACUUUCUGCUGGGGAAAUUUGGUCAAUAUGAAAGUACUUAAAGUUGUCAGGGAAAAAAAAACUUCAAUAAGCAUACAGAGCAGAGUAGGGUCAAGGUCUGAUUAAGAAUGUGGUAAUUGACUGGAAAUGCUGAUUGGCAGGAAAUACUGGAUUGGGUGUGAUCCCACCAAGGCUGCUGACCAUGUUGGAACUGGAGAAGGAUAAGAGGGCUGGAGUGGACAGGGCAGGUCUUAAGGCAGGGACUUGCAUAAAUGGAAUGUCAACUGGAUGCAGAAAAGCCAUGUGAUGGUUAGAAUUAAGCUGAGCAUGGGAACAUCUCCAUCAGAAAAACUGAGGCAGGAGCAUGCGAUAUAUUGGGGCACACUGAAUUCAGGGGGUAACUGGUUGUGUGACAAUAAUGGGUGGGGUCACAGGUUUUAUUCAUUCUUUUUCCCCUAGGUGAAUCAGUCAAAUAAAUAAAAGAAAAUAACUGCCCUGUUGACUGCAAGACAGACGAAAGAAAGCCCCUAUCCGAAAAAGCGUUAUAACCCUUUAGGAUAUGACAAACUGGAAAAAUAAUACUCAAUCAACAUGAUAUCUAAAAACUCAAUUUUUUUCAACCCCAAAAUGUACCUCUUCCUUAGACCCCUACUUCAGUCCACAGAAAGUGUCUUUAUUGCUGUUAAAUGGUUGCAGCUGCUGUUUCCGUCAACAAGCCUACACCUAGGGUUCAACCAUCGCUGAAGGAGAUGAAGGCCACGAUUAGUCCACUGCUACCAGAGAGUACUUACAUUGCCUCUGGUAGUAAUAGCUCCUACCUGACAUAACCUACUUGGACGUGGGUUGAUCUACCUAAGUGUGGUGACCGUUUGUGAUUAACCAGGAAUAAAGUAUAUGUAAUGAAAUGUGCUUAAGUUGGCAAAUUAAUGUCUGUAUGUCACCAAAAUGAGGACUUGCAUGCGUCCACAGCAGAAGUGUAUUUCAAUUCUAAUUACACCGUAGUGACUGGUUUUCCAAUUCUAGUUGUUGUUACGAGUAAAGGCGCAGGCUGUUGAGAGGUGCAGCAUUUUUUUUUUUAGAAUGAAUGGUGGCUGAAUUUGAAGAAUUGUGUGGGAUGCAUUGUGAGGUGUUCUGUGUUCCCUGGAGCUGGGGGGUGAAACACCUUGGGGUCGCGGUGCGGAGUUGGAGAAUCCCAGCAUCCUUGCUGUUUGUUUCUGACCUGACUUGGUAAUGCAAUACACACGGAACCAGGAGGCUUUGGGCACCUAGGCCUAAGCUUGAGUCCCAGUCUGUCCUGAACCAGAAUCCUCCUGAGUGAGCUUUAUGUAGGCAAAUUUCCUUGGUCUUCAGAUUUUCCUUUUUGAUUCCUGACUUUUUAAUUAUUUUAUUUUUUAUAAUGUUUUUAAUGCGGUCUCUCUUUUUUUUUUUUAAAUGUUACACUUGCACAAGAAGGCCUACUUUACCUACUUUGCAUCCACACUGUUGUACUUACGGGAUGGACGUCCAUCCACAAGAGCACCAUGAGUAAACAGCAGGUGGCAUGGUGUUGAGUAUGUACCUGAGUAUAUUUCUAAAAGAAGCAUUGGAUCUUGUGACUGGUUUCUUUUACCACUGGGUGUCUUCACUGAUGUUAGGCUGUUUUAUUUAAAUUUUCCUUCUUAUUUUAUUCUGUAGGUAAACUGAGCCUUCUAACAGAUGCAACUAUACAAUUUGUAAUAUUUUUUUUGUUCAUUUUUCUAACUGGUAUUGUACUGCAUGGGGAAAUGUUUUUUAGAUUUUUUUUAUAUAGAGAAUUUGUAGAUAUGUUUGUAAAUUAACAUUAGAAUAUACAAAUGUGUGUUUACUUGAGGAAGUCUACUGUAAAUUUGCUACAAAGGAAGUGUAUUUUCUGGAAAGGUGAAAAAAUGCCUGCAUUACGUCUUAGUUGACACAAAACAGCAGGGCCUGUGCUGAUCAUGUAUGAACUAACUAGAUUGGAAACUGUGACUUUACGUUAUUUUGUACUUGGUCAUUUUUAUUUGUGUGUGAUUCCUGCUGAUCCACAGCACAUAGUGAGAAACGCACACAAUGGUAGAUUUGUCUUUGGUAAUGAUAGUUUUGAAGAAAAUAAAAAUGAAAAAUACA